This is a messenger RNA of Erinaceus europaeus (western European hedgehog), 2410 nucleotides long. It is a transcript of the gene XRCC5, whose product is annotated as X-ray repair cross complementing 5. Gene Ontology annotation, molecular function: DNA helicase activity; damaged DNA binding; double-stranded DNA binding. The coding region runs from base 113 to 2185 and encodes 690 amino acids. NCBI's taxonomy places the organism in Eukaryota, Metazoa, Chordata, Mammalia, Eulipotyphla, Erinaceidae. Gene Ontology annotation, biological process: DNA recombination; telomere maintenance; double-strand break repair via nonhomologous end joining. The transcript has 20 exons. The record is from RefSeq and is a predicted model, not a curated record. Gene Ontology annotation, cellular component: nucleus; Ku70:Ku80 complex.
CACGCGCGGGAAGCUGCUCUUUCCAGGCUGGAUGCCAACCUGCCGGAACUGAGUUGCGGCGCUACACGUUUCCAGCCGGAAGAGACGACCAAAACGCCCGCGGAUCGGCAACAUGGCGGGGAAUAAGGCAGCUGUAGUGCUAUGUGUGGAUGUGGGCUCGUCCAUGAGUAACUGCUUUCCUGGUGAUGAAUCCCCCUUUGAACUAGCAAAGAAGGUCAUGAGCAUGUUUGUGCAGCGACAGGUGUUCUCGGAGAGCAAGGAUGAAAUUGCGUUAGUCCUUUUUGGUACAGAUGGCACUGAGAAUUCUCUUGCUGGUGAGGAUCAGUAUCAGAACAUCACGGUGCACAGACACUUGAUGCUACCAGAUUUUGACCUGCUAAGAGACAUCGAGAGCAAAAUCCAACCAGGUUCUCAACAUGCUGACUUUGUGGAUGCACUCAUCGUGUGCAUGGAUGUGAUUCAACAAGAAACUGUUUUGCCUUUCCCAAUUGACAAGGAAGAUGGGACUGCGAGCGGAGGAGAUGGCAGCAUGCAUUCAGACCAUAAUGGGCCUUCAUUUCCUUUGAAAGGAAUUACUGAGCAGCAAAAAGAAGGUAUUCAGAUAGUAAAACAGAUAAUGGUGUCCUUAGAAGGUGAAGACGGACUGGAUGAAAUUUAUUCCUUCAGUGAGAGUCUGCGGCAGCUGUGUAUCUUUAAGAAAAUUGAGAGACGUCCCAUGCCCUGGCCCUGUCAACUAACCAUUGGUUCCAAUUUGUCUGUAAGGAUUGUGGCGUAUAAAUCAAUUGUACCUGAAAAAGUUAAAAAGUCUUGGACAGUUGUGGAUGCAAGAUCACUAAAAAAAGAAGAUAUAAAAAAAGAAACAGUUUAUUGCUUGAAUGAUGAUGAUGAAACUGAAGUUCCCAAAGAGGAUACUAUUCAAGGGUUCCGCUAUGGAAGCGAUAUCAUUCCUUUCUCUAAAGUGGAUGAGGAACAAAUGAAGUAUAAAUCGGAAGGGAAGUGCUUUUCCGUUCUGGGGUUUUGUAAAGCUUCUCAGGUUCACAGGAAAUAUUUUAUGGGAAAUCAAGUUCUAAAAGUCUUUGCAGCAAAAGAUGAUGAGGCAGCAGCGGUUGCUCUUUCCUCUCUGAUUCAUGCUCUGGAUCAACUAGACAUGGUGGCCAUCAUUCGAUAUCUUUAUGACAAAAGAUCUAAUCCUCAAGUUGGCGUGACUUUUCCUUACAUCAAGGACACCUAUGAGUGCUUAGUGUACGUACAGCUACCUUUCAUGGAAGACUUGCGGCAGUACACCUUUUCAUCCUUGAAAAAUAAUAAGAAAUUCACUCCCACUGAGGCUCAGCUGAAUGCUGUCGAUGCUUUGAUUGACUCCAUGAACUUAGUAAAAUGCAAUAAGGAGGAAGAUACUAUUGAAGACUUGUUCCCAACUACCAAAAUCCCAAAUCCUCAAUUUCAGAGAUUAUUCCAGUGUCUGCUGCACAGAGCUCUACGGCCCCGGGAGCCUCUGCCUCCGAUUCAGCAGCAUCUUUUGGAAAUGCUGGAUCCCCCCACGGAGGUAACAGCUAAAUGCCAAGUUCCUCUUUCUAAAAUAAAGACCCUUUUCCCUCUGACUGAAGCCAUCAAGAAAAAAGACUUGUUAACUGCUCAGGAUGUCUUCCAAGACAAUCGUGAAGAAGGACCUGCCUGUAAAGAGUACAAGAUGGAGGAGGGGGAAACCCAUUUCCUUCUGUCCAGCCUGGCGGAAGGCAGCAUCACCAAAGUUGGCAGUGUGAACCCCGUUGAAAAUUUCCGUGUGCUUUUGAGGCAGAAGAAUGCCAGCUUUGAGGAAGUGAGUUUCCAGCUAGUAAAUCACAUUGAACAGUUUUUGGAUACAAAUGAAACGCCAUAUUUUAUGAAGAGCAUGGAUUGCAUCAAAGCCUUCCGGGAAGAAGCUAUUAAGUUUUCAGAAGAGCACCGCUUUAACAGUUUCCUGAAAGCCCUUCAAGAAAAAGUGGAAGUCAAGAAAUUAAAUCAUUUCUGGGAAAUUGUUGUUCAGGAUCAAAUUACUCUGAUCUCCAAAGAUGAAGCCUCUGGAAGCACAGUCACAGCUGAAGAAGCCAAAAAGUUCCUGGCCCCCAAAGAAAAUACAAAUGAGGACACAAGAGCCAUACUUGAAGAAGGUGGUGACGUGGAUGAUUUACUGGACAUGAUCUAACUCACGGAUGUGUGAGGCAUCUGUGAGACCUGCCGUCACUGUUGUGCUGGGACUUCCAUACGGAUCAGCCUGAAGAAAGCCAUUCCAGGAGAUCUGGGAGCUCUGUAGAUGGUCCCUGUAGGUUAUGCAAAGUAAUAAUAACAACAACAAUUCUGGAAUUAAUACAUGUAUAUGGGAUAGUAUAUAUUCUAUGCAAAUUUAUUAAAAUGGUGUGCUAUUUCAUAA